This is a messenger RNA of Platichthys flesus (European flounder), 942 nucleotides long. Its product is annotated as salivary glue protein Sgs-3-like. The record is from RefSeq and is a predicted model, not a curated record. Bases 108 to 626 code for a protein of 172 amino acids. The transcript is spliced from 3 exons. Lineage: Eukaryota; Metazoa; Chordata; Actinopteri; Pleuronectiformes; Pleuronectidae.
GGUUAAGUUACAUCUGAAGGUGAAGUGACAUUGGACUGAGGCAGCUUCCAUCCCAAGGCAGCUACAGACACACAAUUCAGAGAAACUUUGUGCAAAAGAGAUUAAAGAUGCUCCUGAUCAUCCUGAUUCAACUCCUGAUCGUCGCAUCAGCAAAUGCCCAGGCAACCACCACUGUAGCACCUACAACUGCAGCACCCACCACUGUAGCAGCUACAACUGCAGCACCCACCACUGCAGCACCUACAACUGCAGCACCCACCACUGUAGCACCUACAACUGCAGCAACCACCACUGUAGCAGCUACAAAUGCAGCACCCACCACUGUAGCACCUACAACUGCAGCACCCACCACUGCAGCACCUACAACUGCAGCACCUACAACUGCAGCACCCACCACUGCAGCACCUACAACCGCAGCACCCACCACUGUAGCACCUACAACUGCAGCACCCACCACUGUAGCACCUACAACUGCAGCACCCACCACGCCAGCUACUGGUGCCACCACCACCACCACGGCUGCUGGUGCCACUAACACUGCAGCACAUGCUGGGAUCGUAUCCGUGAGCAGUCUGGUGUUCUGUCACUUCAGUGUUGUUCUCUUCAUGUCCCUCUGUACAGUGUGACCUGGUUGUACUGUUUUUUUUAAACACAUUUAUCAGUACCCACAAAGUAUGUAAUUUAUAUUUAGACACACACUGGUGUUGAUAAGAUUAACAAUCCAUGUUGAAAUGAUGUUAACCCAGCUAGACUGGUAUCAGUGUUUUCUAUUGUUUGAGCAGUGCUUCAUUAAACUUUUCAACUGUUGUUGUUGAUAGAACUGUUUUCUUUAAAGUGUAUUAUAAUUCAUGUGAAGUGACAAAUCUACGUUGAGGCCAGAAUGUGGACGGAUUAUUUAUUUGGGUCAUUGAUUUGUUAUUUCACAGCAGAUAAAUAAAAUGA